Molecule: messenger RNA, 1440 nt
Organism: Propithecus coquereli (Coquerel's sifaka)
Lineage: Eukaryota; Metazoa; Chordata; Mammalia; Primates; Indriidae
Gene: IL9R
Product: interleukin 9 receptor
Exons: 9
Coding region: 1-1440 (479 amino acids)
Biological process (GO): immunoglobulin mediated immune response; cytokine-mediated signaling pathway
Cellular component (GO): external side of plasma membrane; membrane
Molecular function (GO): interleukin-9 receptor activity; interleukin-9 binding
Source: RefSeq, a predicted model, not a curated record
AUGGGACUGGGCAGAUCCAUCUGGGAAGGUUGGAUGUGGGAGAGUGAGGCCCUGAGGCGAGACGUGGGCACCUGGCUCCUGACUUGCACCUGCAUCUGCACCUGUGUCUGCUUGGGAGCCUCUGUCCCAGGGCAAGGAGCAGGGCCAAGAGCUGGAACGUUCACCUGCCUCACCAACAACAUCCUCAGGAUCGACUGCCACUGGUCUGCCGCAGAGCUGGGCCAGGGCUCCAGCCCUUGGCUCCUCUUCACCAGCAACCAGGCGCCUGGCAGCACCCACAAGUGCGCCUUCCAGGGCAAUGCGUGCACGGUGGUGCUGCCACCCGAGGAUGUGCUCGUGCCCUCCGACAACUUCACCAUCACUUUCCACCACCGGGUCUCCGGGAAGGAGCUGGUCAGCCUGGUGGACCCUCAGUACCUGCCCCGGAGACAUGUUAAGCUGGACCCUCCCUCUGACUUGCAGAGCAACGUCAGCUCUGGCUACUGUGUCCUGACCUGGAGCAUCAGUCCUGCCUUGGAGCCGAUGACCACACUUCUCAGCUACGAGCUGGCCUUCAAGAGGCAGGAAGAGGCCUGGGAGUGGGCCAGGCACAAGGACCGCAUUGUUGGGGUGACCUGGCUCAUCCUUGAAGCCACCGAGUUGGACCCUGGUUUCACUUACGAGGCCAGGCUCCGUGUCCAGAUGGCCAACCUGGAGGAUGACGUGGCAGAGGGGGAGCAUUAUGCGGGCCAGUGGAGCGAGUGGAGCCAGCCUGUGCUCUUCCCCUCCCCACAGAGACGAGGCCCCCUGAUCCCACCCUGGGGCCGGCCAGACAGCACCCUUGUUGCUGUGUCCAUCUUUCUCCUGCUGACCGGCCUGACCUACCUCCUGUUCAAGCUGUCACCCAGGAUGAAGAGAACCUUCUACCAGAACGUGCCUUCUCCAGCUGUGUUUUUCCAGCCCCUGUACAGCGUGCAUAACGGGAACUUCCAGACCUGGACGGGGACCCACAGAGCCAGUGUGCAGCGGAGCCAGGACAGCACCCCACAAGGAGCCUCGGAGUCUGGUGUCCCGGAGGCCUUUGCGCUGCUUACCUUUGGCCUGCAAUCCGCGGGCAUGGAGGAGGAGGAGGAGGGCACUGGGACCCUGGGGGCCCAGAGUUGCCAGGAUGUGCUACCAGCAGGGUGUACGGAGUGGGGGGGACAGCCACCUGCCUACCUGCCGCAGGAUGACUGGACCCACGUGUCCCCCACCAGGCCAGCACCCCCAGAGUCAGAGGGCAGCAGCGGCGACUAUUGUGCCUUGGGCUGCUGUGAGGGGCCCCACCCCUGGGCCCUCCCAGGCAAUACCCAGAGCCCUGGGCCCGUCCCAGCCUUGGCCUGUGGCCUUUCCUGCGACCAGGAGGACCUGGAGGCCUGGCAAGGUGGCAGCUGGUCCCAGUCAGAGGCACGGGCUACAUGA